Messenger RNA from Sungouiella intermedia, 1179 nucleotides. Lineage: Eukaryota; Fungi; Ascomycota; Pichiomycetes; Serinales; Metschnikowiaceae. The record is from the annotation of a GenBank genome assembly.
AUGGAGUUGAAUAUCAAAAAUCCCGAAAGCGAGCCCGAAGAGGAUUUUGAAGCAGCAUCACAACUCCAUAUCCCCAAUGUUCGAGUUGUGAACUUGAUCUUGGACAAUUCCUCAUUUAUUCGAGGUUUUGGAAAUAUCAAGCGAUGGUUUGACCAAAAAUACAUCAAGUCUCAGCUCAUGCCAGAAGGCAAAGAACCUAAAGAAAGCAUCCAGUUGAACAUUUAUAUUCCUUCUUAUACUUUGCAUGAGUUGGAGUUCUUGAGAAAGGGUUCUUCACUGCUGGCCACAAAUGCACGUAAAGCUCUUGCGUUUAUUGACCAAAUCUUCGACAAUGAAGACUCACAAGGAUCUUUUAAGUCAAACUUUGUUGAAGGAGUCGAACUAGAGAAAUCUAAUGAUUCAGUGGGCCACACGCCUCUUCGAUACAAUGUUUACAUUGAGUACAGAGAUGCAUCUUUUCCAACUUGGAACAAGUGCUUGCCUUUCAAAUUGUAUGAUUUGCAUGUUGACGACUUCCCGAACCAUCAAGCAAAGUUCUCCUCUAAUGAGAUGUUGGGGAGCCUGACUUUUGAUCCAGACGCACAGGCAGAGUCUUCAGAAGGUCCAAUACAAACUCCAACAAGACUAAGACACUUGAUCAGGUCUUGUGUGUUCAAGAGAUUCAUAGAAGCAGGUGGAAAGAGUGCUUCUGAACAUGAGCAGUGGAAAUUGAUUACCGAAGAUAUAGUAACUAGAUUUUGGACCAACAGUUACGGAAUUGACUGUUUGAACGUCAAUGAGGCCGAAUUACUCAUUUUCCAAUCAAUGGACAUUACAAGCUUUAAUGUAAUGACUGAGGGUCAAAACUUCAACUCAGAACAUGACGUUUAUGAUCAGCCAGAUAAAGGAAUACUACACCAGAGAAUUGAUACAACUGCUUACGAAUAUCACAAAAUGUCUGAGCAAUUAUCUGCUCUUCAGGAACUGACGGAAGCAGAGGCUGUAGGAGCUUCGGCUAAGUCUCAAUCGAGGAAAAAGAAGUCAAGAAACAAGAAAAGGGAGACGACUCCGCCAAUAGUCCCUUCCGAUGCAAAGGGAGAUGACAUCAAAAGAGAGGAGUUUGAGAAAAUAAACUUUGCACCUCGAGUAAAAGGAAAGUUGUGGGUCCCCCCUCUGAAUAAAAGCAAGAAAAGAUCUUGA